GGCAGAGGAGGCUCGCAUCCCCCGCCCACAAUUUCAGGUGACAGCUAGGCAAAACAGGCCGUUCACAACUUGCUGCACGCCAAGGAACUGCGCAGGCAAGGUUUUAUGACAGCAAUUACUACACUGUAGUUUGUAAAUAUAGAAUUACCAACUGAUACACCAAACGGCUGUUAAUUAAUUGUUUCUAAAUCGUGUGAAUUGCAGUCUUCCGCAAUAUACCGAACAGUGGGGAGAAACUCGAAUCCUGUAGCUAACUUAACUAACGUUAGCUAUACCACGGGCUAACUAAUUUGUUGUACGUUUGAAUUAUUUAUCGAAAUGUCGGACACUCCGGGGGACGGAAAGUUGGAGCUGAAACAAGCCAGCAAAGAAGUAAAGGAGAGCGAGAAUGUGGCUGAAAAAUACUCAGCCAUGACCGUGAGCAAGAACAGCGAAAUUACCAUGGGUGAACUGUCAGUGUCGUCUGCUGCGUUCAGUGCGGUCCCUAUUCACAAACCCGUUAAAAAGCAAAUCCAGUUUGUGGAAGACAAGCAGGAGUUCAGCAGGUUCCCUACCAAGGCUGGCCGACGCUCGCUGUCUCGAUCCAUCUCUCAGUCAUCCACGGACAGCUACAGCUCCGCUGCGUCCUACACAGACAGCUCUGACGAUGAGACUUCACCACGGGACAAAACACAGCUCAACUCCAAGGGCACCAGUGACUUCUGUGUGAAGAACAUCAAACAGGCCGAAUUUGGUCGUCGCGAGAUUGAGAUUGCAGAACAAGAUAUGUCAGCAUUAAUCUCCCUCAGGAAGAGAGCCCAGGGAGAGAAGCCACUUGCUGGGGCAAAAAUUGUUGGCUGCACUCACAUCACUGCCCAGACUGCAGUGUUGAUUGAGACUCUGGUGGCCCUGGGGGCCCAGUGUCGCUGGACAGCCUGUAACAUCUACUCAACACAGAACGAGGUGGCAGCUGCCCUCUCAGAGAUCGGUGUGGCGGUUUUUGCCUGGAAGGGGGAAUCGGAGGAUGACUUCUGGUGGUGUAUCGACAAGUGCGUCAACAUGGAGGGCUGGCAGCCUAACAUGAUCCUUGAUGAUGGAGGGGACUUGACCCACUGGGUGUAUAAGAAAUACCCCAACGUCUUCAAGAAGAUCAGGGGCAUUGUGGAGGAGAGUGUGACUGGGGUCCACAGGUUGUACCAGUUGUCCAAAGCAGGCAAACUGUGUGUGCCAGCCAUGAAUGUAAAUGACUCUGUGACAAAGCAGAAGUUUGACAACCUCUACUGCUGCAGAGAGUCUAUCCUGGAUGGCCUGAAGAGGACCACAGAUGUGAUGUUUGGAGGAAAGCAGGUUGUUGUAUGUGGUUAUGGAGAGGUUGGGAAAGGUUGCACUGCCGCACUGAAAGCCAUGGGAUCCAUCGUCUACGUCACAGAGAUUGAUCCCAUCUGCGCCCUGCAGGCCUGCAUGGACGGCUUCAGGGUGGUCAAGCUGAACGAGGUCAUCCGUCAGGUGGACGUCAUCAUCACAUGCACUGGGAAUAAGAACGUGGUGACUAGGGACCAGCUGGACCGCAUGAAGAACGGCUCCAUCGUGUGCAACAUGGGACACUCCAACACUGAGAUUGACGUGGCAAGCCUGCGGACCCCAGAACUGACCUGGGAGAGAGUGCGCUCUCAGGUGGACCACGUCAUCUGGCCUGACGGCAAGAGGGUCAUCCUGCUGGCCGAGGGUCGUCUUCUGAACCUCAGCUGCUCCACAGUUCCCACCUUCGUCCUGUCAAUCACAGCCACGACCCAGGCUCUGGCCCUUAUUGAGCUGUACAAUGCUCCAGAGGGCCGCUACAAACAGGAUGUCUACUUGCUGCCCAAGAAGAUGGAUGAGUAUGUUGCCAGCCUGCACCUGCCCACCUUUGAUGCCCACCUGACUGAGCUUUCAGAUGAGCAGGCCAAGUACCUGGGUCUCAACAAGAAUGGCCCAUUCAAACCCAACUACUACAGGUAUUAGCUUGCAUGACUGGACCACAACUCUGCACUCCUUGACUUGGACAAGGCCUGGAUGACCAGAAGAUAACGAAAUCUAUAUUUUAUUUUUUAAAGACACUGUUUCUGUUUUCAAAUCAAGCUCUAUUCCGUCAUCAUCUUAAGUAAAUGUUACACUGUUUCAUUUGCUGUUUUGUGUGUUUAGUUUCACCAUCAGUUCUGUAAGUACACACCUCCUCUAAGAAACCAGCACGCAGGAUCCCACUGGCCAUGAAUGACUAAUUAAUUGAAAGUACAGCACUUAAACUCUGCUCUCAGCUAGAGAUGUAUUUCUUUCUACAGAAGUCUGAUUUCAUACCCACUCUCCACUAGAAUAGACAUUUUUUUGGUGGUUUAUCAGUAGUUUGUUUUAUGUUUAUAUUAUUGUGCCAAAUGAUUGUGUAGGGAAGGGGAUCGUUGUGAUUGAGAUUGUAUUUGUUUUCUGCAUUGAUGUCGCUACACGCUUCUCAAAUAAUUACAUUCCAGCCAGGGGAACAGGGAGAAAUGGCCUCUACACUAGAAAGCCCCAAUCGCAUUUAAAGGUCCAAUGCAGCCGUUUGUAUCUUAAUAUCUAAUCAUUUCUGGGUCACAAUUAAGUACCUUACCUUUGUUUCUUUUUUAAAAAACUAUUUUAAUUGAGAACAAACAGCUUCUUAGCAAAGAGCAAUUUCUCAAGCAAGAAUUUUG
Messenger RNA from Oncorhynchus kisutch (coho salmon), 2681 nucleotides. Its product is annotated as S-adenosylhomocysteine hydrolase-like protein 1. Gene Ontology annotation, cellular component: cytosol. The transcript is spliced from 17 exons. Gene Ontology annotation, biological process: L-methionine cycle. The record is from RefSeq and is a predicted model, not a curated record. The coding region runs from base 319 to 1980 and encodes 553 amino acids. NCBI's taxonomy places the organism in Eukaryota, Metazoa, Chordata, Actinopteri, Salmoniformes, Salmonidae.